UCAAGAAGAAACCCACGAAUUUCUUAGCCAGCUCCUUAACUAUCAACAUUUUUCGUUCCAAUUGAAGCAAAGCCUUUGCUGCAUCUUCUUCUACCUCCUAGUUAGCCUCACGUGACAAUUUCGUCUGGUUUUUGGUCUGCCAACACAUCAGAUACUGUUCAUCUUUCUUAAUUACUCUCCCCAAGAAGCAUUGAUUUCAUCAAGUACUCUUCAAUUUGAUGUUGUUUGGGUCUCUCUUGUUGCAGCCUCCAAUGAAAAUUUCAUUCUUUUCAUGGCUUUUCUUGAUACCCAUAUGUUCACUUCUCCUCCAGUACUUUUGUAUCUUUAUGGCGUCUGGUCAAUAUCUUGGCGAUCAGCAAUCGUUGAUGCUUCAAUUGAAGAACAGCCUCCUAUUCGACAGUGAUCGGUCCACAAAACUGGCGCACUGGAGUCAAAGUAAGGAUUGCUGUUUGUGGGAAGGUGUAACCUGCAGGGAGGGGCAUGUUAUUGGUCUCGACCUUAGCCGUGAAUCCAUCUCGGGUACACUUGACAAUGUCAGUAGCCUCCUCUUCAGUCUUCAAUAUCUCCAAUCUCUUGACUUAAGUUCUAAUUCACUAAAAGGAAGUAUUCCAAUUUCUCUGUUUUCUGUUCCAUCAUUGCUAGAAUUACAACUUUCCAAUAACCAAUUUUCUGGUCAACUCAAAGAAUUCCCCAACGUUUCUUUUACCAUGUUGGACACCCUAGAUUUGAGUAGCAACAAGUUGGAAGGGCCGAUACCCAUGUCUGUUUUUGAACUCAAAGGUCUUAAGAUCCUCUCACUUUCUUCAAACAACUUUAGCGGCUCCUUGGAGUUUAAUGUGAUUCAAAAGUUGACAAGUCUUUCAUAUCUUGAUCUUUCAUACAACAGCUUAUUGAUUGAAUAUGAUGAAACUACUCCUUUAUCCACCCUUCCCUGGUUAUGGACAUUAAACUUGGCUUCUAACAAGUUGAAAAUGUUCCCUGAUUUCUUGAGAAACCAAUCUGAAUUGAUUCAUCUAGACCUUUCUCACACCGAGAUUCAUGGAGAGAUACCAAGUUGGAUAUGGGGACUUCGUAAACUUUACUCAUUGAAUCUUUCUUACAACUAUCUGGAGACUCUAGAUUUGCCUUUACUCAACAUGUCUUCUGUGAGUAUCCUAGACCUUCACUCCAACCUGCUCCAAGGGCAGCUCUCGGUUGUCCCAUCACAUGCUAUAUACUUGGAUUUCUCAGGGAAUAACUUCAGCUCUGUCAUACCAGCUAGCAUUGGUAACUCCCUUACUUAUGCUUAUUUUUUCUCUCUUUCGAGUAACAAAUUCUAUGGGAGUAUUCCUGGAUCAAUAUGCAAUGCUUCAAAUCUUCUUGCUCUAGAUUUGUCUGAUAAUUUAUUGAGUGGCACGGUUCCACAAUGCUUGAUUGAGAUGAGUAACACUCUAGGGGUGCUGAAUCUAAGGAGAAACAAUCUCACCGGCACAAUUUCUAAUAGGUUUCCAAGCGAUUGUGGCUUAGAAACUUUAAAUCUUAAUGGAAACCAACUAGAAGGAAAGCUACCGAAUUCUCUAGCCAAUUGCACAUCUUUGAAACUUUUAGACCUUGGGCACAACCAAUUCGAGGAUACCUUCCCUUGUUACUUGAACGACAUAUCCAUGUUGCAAGUCCUUGUUCUGCGAUCUAACAAAUUUUACGGGCCCAUUGAUUGUCUAGAUCCUAAUACCACCUGGUCCAUGCUUCAAAUUUUAGACCUAGCUUCAAAUAAUUUUGUUGCUAAGUUUCCAAUAAGAUACUUUUCUAGCUGGAAGGCAAUGAUGGGAAAUGAAAAUAAGACUCGGUCUCAACUUAAGCAACUCCAAUUUGAAGGUUUGCCUUUGGAUGUUUAUUAUCAAAAUACGGCUACAGUUACUGCCAAAGGUUUACAGAUGGAGCUGGUGAAGAUCCUAACUAUCUUCACCUCACUUGACUUCUCAUGUAACAGUUUUUACGGGCCUAUACGUGGAGAAAUAGGUGAAUUCAAUUCACUAUAUGUCCUCAACUUGUCUCAUAAUGCUUUCACAGGCCAAAUCCCACAAUCUUUAGGAAAUUUGAGUAAUCUUGAGUCACUAGACUUGUCAAGCAACAAGCUUACAGGUGAGAUUCCAUUCCAACUUGCAGAAGGUCUUACUUUUCUAUCGGUCCUUAACCUUUCGUUCAAUCAACUGGAGGGAAAGAUUCCAUGGAACAAACAAUUUGGUACAUUCUUGGAAACUUCCUAUGAAGGGAACAUAGGAUUAUGUGGCUUUCCUUUGAAAGAAAAAUGCAUGAAUGAAGAGCCCGGAUCUCCACCUCCAAAAUCUCAAAAAACUCCUUCGAAUUCUGAGAAUACAAUUGACUGGAACUUCUUAAGUGCUGAACUGGGAUUUAUUUUUGGCAUUGGGAUUGUUAUUGGGCCUCUUAUGUUUUGGAAGAGGUGGAGGAUAUGCUACUACAAACAUGCUGAUGAUAUCAUUUUCAAAAUGUUCCCUCAGUUUUAUAUUAAAAUGGAAAAUCGCCUAAGACGAGGACACAGGAAUCAAGGACGGCGGGCACAGAGGAAUCAAGGACGAAGGCAUUAGUGAUAGAUAUGAGAAGCAAUAUGGUCAGAUCUGCAGGUGAUUUAUGAGACGCCUACGGGAUGUGGAAGCAAAACUGAGCCAUGCUGUCACACUUGCCUUGAUCACUUUUUUAUGUUUGUAUUCACCUUUUAUUGUAAGAUUUGUAUUAAAUGAACCUAUUUUCAUAUAAGACUAAAUUUACAUUUUUAUUUUUUUUAUUCCUUUUUGUUCUUUUGAAGUUUUCAUUGGAUUAUAUCUAUAUUCUUAAUUGAGGACUGAGAUUUUUUUAUAA
Messenger RNA from Alnus glutinosa, 2856 nucleotides. RefSeq names its product receptor like protein 22-like. The coding region runs from base 219 to 2585 and encodes 788 amino acids. The transcript is spliced from 2 exons. Lineage: Eukaryota; Viridiplantae; Streptophyta; Magnoliopsida; Fagales; Betulaceae. Gene Ontology annotation, molecular function: protein binding. The record is from RefSeq and is a predicted model, not a curated record.